Molecule: messenger RNA, 1332 nt
Organism: Glycine soja
Lineage: Eukaryota; Viridiplantae; Streptophyta; Magnoliopsida; Fabales; Fabaceae
Exons: 1
Coding region: 452-1207 (251 amino acids)
Source: RefSeq, a predicted model, not a curated record
UAGAAUUAACCAGGACAGAUGUCGCAACAAUAUCGGUCAACAUUUACCCUAAACUCAUGUGAACUUGCCAUUUGUCAACUACCUUCACCAUUCAUUAAACUUUUCUUCCUCCUUCCGCCCUUCAUUCUCGUACCUAUCUCACAUUUUCAUUUUCAUUCCCAAAGUCCCAUCUUUCCGCUCUAACGGGAAACCUACCCAUCAUUAAAAUUUCCCAAUCUUCCUUUUACUUUCUUUCUUUAUAUGCAUUUGCCACCACAAAAGGAAAUCUCAAUUCCAACAAUUUUUCUACAAUAAAAAAAACUGAAUUUUUUCAUUUUCUCUUUCUUAUGAUUUUGUUCAUCUCAUUCUAAACACACCCAAAGGGAAACAAAUCCACCCCCAUGCAUUAGUCCAUCAUUCAAUCUACACGCCUAUCCAGAGACAUUAACUAAUUCUCAAUAGCUUCACAAACAUGUCAGGUGGUAUUGGGCCAACAGGGUGUGACAUUAGCCUCCCAAAAGAACAAGAACUAGGUUUCAAAGAGCAACAUGACCAACAAUCACUCAAGAAUCUCAACAAGCCCACCACACCACAAGACAAAGUGGGUUUUCUCUCCUUCAACCAGCUCAAUGCCCUGGCUGUGGUAAUUGUCCUCUCUGCCAGUGGCUUGGUCAGCCCUGAAGACUUUGCCUUUGUGUUCUUCUCCCUAAUUUACAUGUACUUCAUAGCCAAGGUGGCUUUCCCCUCUCUUCAACCAUCAAGGGACCCCCAAGUUUUCAACCCCCAAAACAAGCUCCUCCAACUUUAUGCCCUCAUAGGUGCCACCAUUGGCCUCUUCACUCCAAUAGCCUACAUUCUAGAGGGUGUUUUUGAGGGUGACCAGGAAGGGAUCAAAGCAGCAGCACCCCAUGUUUUUCUCUUGGCCAGCCAAGUUUUCAUGGAGGGAGUGGCAUCAUCUCAAAGGUUCUCGGCUCCUAUUAGAGCUUUUCUGGGGGCAUUCUACAACGCCAGGAGGAUUUUCACGAUUGUGGAUUGGCUUAGGAGUGAGGUCUACAAGAUGAAUGACGAGCACAGUGGGUCUGCUUGGAGGAUUCAUGUUGGGAAAGCACUUGCAAUGGCUAAUAUGGCUUACUGGUGUUUCAACCUAUUUGGAUUCCUAUUGCCAGUGUAUCUUCCAAAAGUUUUAAAGGUGUAUUACUCCUCUGAGUACAAUGAGAAAAAUCGAUGAAGGAAGUUUUGUAUGCUUAGAUAGAAUAGUCAUGCAUUUGAUUUUAACGUAUAAGGUUUUGAACCACAAUUGACCUGUUUUUAGCUCUAAUUUUUUUACAGUGAAAUGUAUUUGAUUGGAUGACU